Oncorhynchus keta (chum salmon) is the source of this 1808-nucleotide messenger RNA. Its product is annotated as 28S ribosomal protein S9, mitochondrial-like. The record is from RefSeq and is a predicted model, not a curated record. The coding region runs from base 198 to 1457 and encodes 419 amino acids. Gene Ontology annotation, biological process: translation. Gene Ontology annotation, cellular component: mitochondrial small ribosomal subunit; ribosome. NCBI's taxonomy places the organism in Eukaryota, Metazoa, Chordata, Actinopteri, Salmoniformes, Salmonidae. The transcript is spliced from 9 exons. Gene Ontology annotation, molecular function: RNA binding; structural constituent of ribosome.
GCCUGUUCCCCUCAUACCUGUUCCCCUCCGGCCUGUUCCCCUCAUACCUGUUCACCUCCGGCCUGUUCCCCUCAUACCUGUUCCCCUCAUACCUGUUCCCCUCAUACCUGUUCCCCUCAUACCUGUUCCCCUCAUACCUGUUCCCCUCAUACCUGUUCCCCUCAUACCUGUUCCCCUCAUACCUGUUCCCCUCAUACAUGUUCCCCUCAUACAUGUUCCCCUCAUACCUGUUCCCCUCAUACCUGUUCCCCUCAUACCUGUUCCCCUCAUACCUGUUCCCCUCAUACCUGUUCCCCUCAUACCUGUUCCCCUCAUACCUGUUCCCCUCAUACCUGUUCCCCUCAUACCUGUUCCCCUCAUACCUGUUCCCCUCAUACCUGUUCCCCUCAUACCUGUUCCCCUCCGGCCUGCUCCCCUCCGGCCUGUGCCCCUCCGGCCUGUUCCCCUCCGGCCUGUUCCCCUCCGGCCUGUUCCCCUCUGGCCUGUUCCCCUCCGGCCUGUUCCCCUCCGGCCUGUUCCCCUCCGGCCUGUUCCCCUCCGGCCUGUUCCCCUCCUGCCUGUUCCCCUCCUGCCUGUUCCCCUCCUGCCUGUUCCCCUCCUGCCUGUUCCCCUCAUACCUGUUCCCCUCAUACCUGUUCCCCUCAUACCUGUUCCCCUCCGGCCUGUUUGACAAUAAAGCCAAACCACUGAUGAGGCAUCCGGAUGAGGAGUUUCCAAAACAGAGAGCUGUCCAAUGGGGCGCAGAUAGACGGCCAUUCCACUUUCUGUUCUACACAGGAAAGCAGUCCUACUACUCUCUAAUGCACGACACCUUCACUAAAGCCCUGGCAGUAGAGAAGCACCAGGACCGUCUGAGAGGAAAGGACCUCUUCACCCAGGAUGCCAAGCAGAUUUCUCUGAAAGAAGAGCUGGAGGAGUUGUUGGUGGAGACCCUCUCAGAACACGAUUAUGCACAGUUCAUCCAGCUGAUGGAGAGGUUGCUGUCUCUGUCCUACUGCUCUGUGGAGGAGGACUUUGUCCAGCGCUACUGCAGACAGCUGGAGAUCCAGUCCUCCAAGCAGCAGGUCCAGCCCCUUCAAUACGACCAGCACGGAGUGGCUUACAGCACCGGAGAUGGCAGAAGGAAGACCGCUACGGGUACUGUCCUACUGAGAGACAGCGGUUCAGGAUCCAUCAGCAUCAACGGGACAAACUAUGUCCACUACUUCCCUGUCCUGCAAGACCGGUCCGUGCUGGGGAGGUUUGACAUGCAGUGCAGUGUGAGUGGCGGGGGCCAUUCCAGCCAGGCGGGGGUGCUACGCCAUGCCAUCUUCCGCGCCAUGCUGAGCUUUCUGUCUGAGGGACAGGUGGAGACCAUGAGACAAGCUGGGCUGCUGACCCCUGACCCCAGAAUUAAGGAGAGGAAGAAGCCGGGCCAGGAGGGAGCGAGGAGGAAGUUCACCUGGAAGAAAUGCUGAGGUGGAGGACAGAAUAGAACUGGACACAGGGAAAUCACAGCAGCAUAUUCAUCAUUAUCUUCCUCUGAGAUCAGAACUGCUAUUAAUUAGUAAGUGGACAAAUUGUUCAUCCAACCCCUAUUGUAGCCUUUUAUAUGUCCCCUAAAGGUGUUUUAGAUCUGGAAAUAGCCACCAAGUACAUGACUCAAAUGCAUGUACAAAUUCAAAGGGGUUCUGUCCAUGUGAGGGCAGGAUACCCAACUCCAUAUAGGCUGUAAUGUUUUUUUUCUUCCACCAGAGGGCCAUCUCUGGCAACACACCUGUCCAUUGUCUUUGUCUGUAUAUUGAAAAUAAAAUGUUGUUUUUCAUAUA